AUGCUGUCCAUUCUUUUGGUGGUUGGACUUUUUGUUGUUGUCGAUGCUCAAUGUGGAAAUGACCCGGUUUGCGCGAAAACGCCGUCAUGUUAUCGUCUCACCUACAUGUUAAGACAUCCAGACGAUGGAAACACCGGAAACUCGACUUUUCACUAUAACUGCUGUGAUGAUGCGAAGGGUGUGACAGCUAUUUGGUCAUGCACAGCUCCUUCCAAGGAUCAUCACGUUUAUUUGUGGAUUAAUGGAGUCGGAUUCAACUCUGAACUCCCAGCCCUCUCUGAUGCAUUCGGAACGGCCAACACUGCUGGACUUGGAAACCCAACCACCCCCGUUGAACUCUUUUGCGGUGCCGACACCGGACGAUGGGUGAUCAGAAAUCCCACCAAUGACAACUGGCAACUUGGUGGUCGAAACUACUAUCUUCCCAUCAGCGAUUUGACUUGUGUGGCCUCAUUGGACGUUGGAAAGAAGAAA
This is a messenger RNA of Mesorhabditis belari, 474 nucleotides long. The record is from the annotation of a GenBank genome assembly. Lineage: Eukaryota; Metazoa; Nematoda; Chromadorea; Rhabditida; Rhabditidae.